Wasmannia auropunctata (little fire ant) is the source of this 5139-nucleotide messenger RNA. RefSeq lists its product as uncharacterized. Lineage: Eukaryota; Metazoa; Arthropoda; Insecta; Hymenoptera; Formicidae. The coding region runs from base 307 to 4824 and encodes 1505 amino acids. Gene Ontology annotation, cellular component: nucleus. The transcript has 15 exons. The record is from RefSeq and is a predicted model, not a curated record.
UUCUCCCCCUCCCCUCUCCUUUCCUCCCUUCCCCGUGUGCGAGGAGUGGAAGCGGACCUUCGGACCUCGAGAAGAAAUUGCGCGUCCGGCUCGUUUUGACUCGCGACCUACGCGGUGCAUCACACUGCUCUCGCGGCGUGAUUGUCUUCAUGCGCGACGACGCGUCUACCAGAUGAACAAUCCCCAUCGGUUGGAUAAGCGCGCUCCUUAUUGUCCGUUCGCGCGCGUGCUUGUCUCUGCGCGCGAUUGUGAUUGCCAUUGAGAUUAUCCGUCUGACCGUUCGCGAUCUUCUGUCAAUCAGGCACGAUGUCCGCCAAGGCCAGGUCGUCCCCUACCAAGGCCUGCUCCUUCUGCAACUCGGCGGAGGACAAUGAACUGGAGUACGGGAAGAUGUACGAGGACAAGGGGAUCGCCACGCACUACUAUUGUCUGCUCCUAUCCUCGAAUAUGGAACAGAAGGGGAGGGAUGACGAAGGCAUACUCGGAUUUCUUGCGGAGGAUAUACAAAAGGAACUUCGCAGGGGAAAGAGAUUGGUAUGCUCAUACUGCAAAAAGAUUGGUGCUACUUUGGGUUGCUGUAAUGUAAGAUGUAAGCGGAUCUUUCACUUUCCCUGUGGCUUGAAAGCUGGUUCCCUACAUCAGUUUUUCGGGGAAUUUAGAUCGUAUUGCAUAAAUCAUAGGCCGAUACAAAAAAUCGACGAUCAGAUCUUAAAGCAGAUUGGUCCAGUAGAUAAUGUAGUAUGUUAUAUUUGUUAUGACAAAAUUAACACAAGUGACUUUGUGAAAACUUUGUGGGCUCCCUGUUGUAAAAAGGAUGCGUGGUUUCAUCGCAACUGUGUUCAGCAACUCGCAUUGAGUGCAGGAUAUUUUUUCAAGUGUCCCUUAUGUAAUAAUAAGAAAGAUUUUCUAAAAGCUAUGCAGGAAUAUGGCAUUUUCGUGCCAAAUCAGGAUGCUUCGUGGGAAUUGAUACCAAACGCGUUUGAGGAGCUUUUGUACAGGCAUGAUCAGUGCGACGCAUCGAAGUGUCUCUGCCCAAAGGGGAGGAAGCAUACAAGUCAUAAUGCUAAAUGGGAAUUGGCGCUAUGUCGUACUUGCGGUUCGCAAGGCAUCCAUAUGGCUUGCGGUCAGUUAAAGUGGGCCAAUCCGAUGUGGGAAUGUGAGGAAUGUACUUCCAUAUUACGUAAUUCAGAACGCGAGAAACGCGCAAGGCUGAGCAAUAGGUCUGCAGUAGGCAGUUGUAAUCAGAGUAGAGACUCAGAUUCGGACUCGGUCUUAGAUUCAGACUCUAACUCGGAUUUGGACAGCGAUACAGAUCUCUCUGUGGGAACUGACUUUCCCAUGCCGCCGUGCGCAUCAGUCGACUCAUCUUCCUCUUCACUCGAUUCUAUGCUGGACGUUAGAUUGCGACCUGGGCCACGCUCUUUUAAAUUAAAGCAGAAAAUGGACACGCUGAAAAAAUGGUCGGAUUUAAAAGCCGAAAGGAAAGAUAUGAAGAACUUUGAAAAGAACGCAACUGUAUUGAAUUUAGAAAAAGCCAACGAAUCAUCGUCGAAAAAUGACGAUGAUGAGAAACCAUCGACAAGUAAAAAUAUUUCUCAGCAAGAAAACAAGGAAAAUGGCUCUCAGAAAAAUCAACAGUCGUCCAGCAAAAAUAAGGAAAAAUCUCAACCGACGCAGAAGGAGGCGGAUGUCAUCGUAAUUGAAAGCGACGACGAUGAUGAUGUGAAGCUUAUUGCAUUAAAAUUAAAAACAAAUGAUUCUGCUCCACUUACGCAACAGCCUACGCAAUCGGACUCGCGUGAUCCUUGCGUGUCGGCGUCGAAGCAAGUUCCGCUGUUAAACGCAACGGAGAGUUCCGCGAGCGGAAGUUCCAAGAGCCAAAGUGUAACGACGAUCGAUUUAUCGAAAAUCGAUGACAUAAAUCUACCAAAAAAACUUACGACGCCAGAGCCGAAGGCUCUGUGCAAAUCCGAGAAAACGAAUGAAAGCGUAUCCGCCAUUUCGGAACAAGUCGUAGCUACGCCAAAAGAAUUCACGUUAGGUGAAUUCUCAAGUGACAAUGGCAAUUCGGUGGAAACAGAGGUGGCGGAGAAGAUGGACACCACCGAUACGGUCGCUGUAAUUAUGAAUUCCAGGGAUCCCGUUAUGAAUAUCAAAAUUACCAAUGUUACGUCCCUGCCGCCCGAAGUGUUCGAAAGCGUGCCUGACGUUGUAUGCAAUGACAAUACAUCACGUACGAAAGCCCUUGAUAUGCCGUCUCUUAAUGCAAACGAAACGUUGGAAACGAAGGAAGUCCCGCCUACGAAGCGUAGCAUGUACGAAGCGAGUAACGUUAACGACAACUCCAAAAAGCUCAAAAGAAGUCUCGACGACAGUUUAGCCGAAACGUCAACAAACAUCAAUAAAACGUUAGUCGCAUCAACAAACGUCGGUAAAACGUCAGUCGUAUCUGUUCCAGCCAGGAUUUCUGUUGCACGUUAUACAAAUAAUGCUCAAAAUGUUGGAAAAAAUAAUGCAAACAGUACAAAUAGUACGAAUAGACGGCAGAGCAGCGAAGGCACAUCCGCUGGCAAGUCCAGUGAGAUCAGGAAUAAUAAUAAUACCGCAAAAUGCACACCCGCGUCUACAAACACCACUUCCAUCCCGCUGUCGAAUAAUAUUCGAAAAAAUAACUUCACGCAAUAUGUGCCAAUUCAAAUAAUGGGUCAGGUGCGAAAUGAGAUUGUACCGAAUUUGCAAGAAAACGGUGCGUCUGUUAACGUACAACAGAGCAACGAAAGCAUUAGAGCAACUGUUGCGCCGGCAGAAAUUGUGCCUGUCCCCAAGGAUGCUUCGCUUAUCCUGCAACUUCCCUCAAUCGGUGGUUAUUAUCUUCAACGAAUACCUACGAACCCGAACAUCACUAUUGCUCACAGCGUCGGAAGAACGGACCAGGCGAGCAGCCUGUAUACGGUACCAGCGAGCAGCGUGUUUCUACCGCGGACAGAUAACAUUGCUGUGCUCAAUCCAGCCCAAUUGAUUGUAAGUCAAUCGGUCGUGAAUACCGGUGGUGAAACUACGCCCAUUCUGAACAACAACAAUCAAACACCAGUGGUAAACCAUCAACGCACUGCGCCGAGGGAAAGUAUACCACCUGCCAGUACACCCAGCGGUGGAAACAAAUCCUCAAACAAAUCCUACUGUGACGGGGAUGCAGGCACCAGGCCUGCUGAGUUCGAUUCUACCAGUCGGAAGGGCGACGGUCGAACAAGCGAAUCCCAGCGAUCCAAUAAGCGUAAGAGUGUUAUCAGCAACCGAUUCGUGGAGUCUACGCAGUCUAUUUCCCAAAGCUGCUCCGUCGCAACCCGUAGCGUCUUCCCCCAAGUCACGAACAACCAUAACACCUGUCAUCAACCUAGACUGAUACCGCGUUAUGUGAAUCUGCACGACCUUAAAUUUCAAGUCUGCGCGCCAAACGGUGUUCAGAUGACGCUGUACGAUACGUUCUCCGUAAAUAUCUCGUUGAAGAAUCCCAAGGAGGGUAAGAGUCGAUUGCCAGGAGUAGCUGCACCGCGGGCGCCAAAGGAGUCGUCCAUCCUGAAGGCGCCACGUGAAGCCUCGUGCAGCUCCGAUCACAUCGACAAUACCUCGGCGGAGAGACAACGUUCCGAUAACCUUUUUCGCGUCUCGAAAAACGAAAAUAGUUUAAUUGAUGACAAAACUAUGUGCGUAGCGCAUGGUCAGGACGAUGCUAAAGAGAAUUUAGAUCCGAUUAGAACUAGAAUGCUCUCGCAUAGCGGUAUGCUGGACAAUGUAAGUUUGACGAGCAAUGUUGACGACGCGACGACUACGAACAGUCGUUUCUGCGGCGAGAACGACAGCGGUGAGACGCGUCUCGCUUCAAGUGAUACUAAUUUAAGUGUAUUAAAUCGGACGACUCGUAAUGCGAAUGUGGACACGGAUGGCGUGACGUUUGUUCCAAGCAAUUGCAACCAGGGUAAUUUGCGAGUCGAUUUAGAAGGCGCGCAGCAGCACAAGGAAGCGCCGUGCGCGAUGCGAUGCAGUGCGAUCCCCGUGCUGCCUGCGGAAGAAAGGCCCGGUGCUCGACUAUUUUUUAAAGAGAAUAAUAGAAUAAUACCCAGCGUUGAUUUUGAUUUAAGCGUUGUUAAUAUGAAUAAAACCGUUGAGAAAGUUUCGCAGGCUGUCACUGUUCCGACAAGCCUGCGUACCGAUGACGAUAGAAUUAGCAAUGAAAAUCAUACAGACGAUUCUCCGACGUUGCGUAACGGCUGUAAACACUUGGACGGUACGAAUGUAAUGAGACCGAUGGAUAACAAUCGAAAUGUCUCGAGCAGCAUUACGAGAUUCGAGCGUAGCAUCCUGAAUAAACAGAUCGACAUGUACGAGUCUAGAAAGUUCAUUCGGUGUACAGCGUUUCAGGAGAACCACGUGCGUCAUAAUGGCAGGAUUAGGGCGAGAAGUAACGGCGAGUUUGGCCUCAAAGUGAGCAUAGAUUUGUUUAAGAUACAAAACCUGAUCGAUUCAAAACCGGAGUUAUUUAAAAAUCGAAUGCGCGACGCUGACGAUCAGCGCGACACAUGUCUUUUACCUGGCCUAGACGAGUACACUCGACAGCAGGUAAGGUACUGUGAUAUCGCGAGUAGCGGUAGUAUCAGCUCGCCUAAGAAUAGGGAAUUGCAAAAACCGAGUUACGCGUGCAACAUCGAGUGCACGCAACGAGACAUUUUUCCCGUUUCAGCGAAUACGUUCCUGCGAAUACGCCCUCAGAAGUCAAACCAGGGCGUUAAAUAUCUCGAUUUCAAUAAAGAUAUCUUAGACAGAUAAGCGUUAAGAGAUUGACACAUGGGAGAAUGUUCUGUAUGAUAAUUACGAAUGGUAAAUGGUAAAACAGACAAUAUUAGAUUUGUUGAAUGAGUUUUGUGGUUGAAUAGUUUUUAUAAGUAACUCUUAUAAAAUAAAAGUAAUUGGAGGGUACUUGAAUCAACUUUUCUUUUAUGGACUUGUAGUCAGUAUAAUUUAAUUUUUAAUUGAAUUUUAUUUUCUGCUAACUUUCGUCUGUAAAUUGUAGCAUAUAUAAUUGCCAAAUUCUAUGUAUUGAUGUACUAUUCUCUGAUAUAAAGAUACGUUUAUUUUCUUAAA